AUGAUCCAGAAGGAUGAUCUGGUGCUGCUCUGGCGGACGGAGCUGGAGAAUGAGAGUGCUCAACCGCAGGAGAUCGUUCAUCCUGAAGAACUAAAUACAGGCCUCACUCUCGGCAAAUAUCAUCUCGACCUUCUGAAGCCGUUCGUUUCACGAUCAGAAGAUGGUCUAGAAGAGGCACAGCGGCUGGCGCGCCGAACAUCAGAGCAACACGCAGAAAUUGAGGCCAUCAUGAAAGAAUACCGGAAGACGAAGUGGGACCGUCAAACCGGGAAAGACCUCAAAUUGCUGUGGGCAGUCAGCACGGGGAACGACAAGGGCCAGGAUCGAACUAGGGCUGGUGAUGACUGGUAG
Molecule: messenger RNA, 351 nt
Organism: Penicillium lagena
Lineage: Eukaryota; Fungi; Ascomycota; Eurotiomycetes; Eurotiales; Aspergillaceae
Exons: 2
Coding region: 1-351 (116 amino acids)
Source: RefSeq, a predicted model, not a curated record